UUAAUUAGUAGCAAAAUGUAAUAAAACGAGGCGAAACCGGCUGGACCCGCGUGCGAGCUGUCGGCGCGCGGGCCCCCACGUCCAAGGAAGUCGGGGGACAACGCGGCCGCCGCUCAUCUUCGGCCCUGGCCGGGCGGCCGCGGCAGAGCGACGCUGCGCAGGGGAAGGGUGGGGGGCAGUCACCUCGCCUCCGGGGCCACCUGGGUCCUUUUAAAGUGUCCGGGGUGCGGGCCCCGGGCGGGAGCGCCGAGCGCGGAAUGUGUUCUUAAAGGGCCAGUUCCCAGCUGCGCGGCAAGGGGUGUGGUGGGGGGGAGGGAGGGGGCGGGGGGCAGAGAAAAGUGAGGGGAAGACCGGGAAGGCCGCGGAGAGCCCCCCAAUCCCGCGCCGAGGCGGCGGCGGCGGCGGCGCGACGAUGAGGAUGAUGAAUACAUUGCAAAGUUUUUUUGGCCCCGGCGAGGGGUGUCAGAUUGAGCGCUCUGUGCGCAUGUGCGAAGGUGUCCAAACUGACAAUGCUGCGGAGAUGAAGAUAGUGUGCGCUGCUCCUGGACUCGGGGCGGAGGAGAGGGGAUCCGCGCGCCGGCACCAUGCGAUCCAAGGCGAGGGCGAGGAAGCUGGCCAAAAGUGACGGUGACAUUGUAAAUAAUAUGUAUGAGCCUGACGUGGACCUGCUGGCUGGUGAGAGCGCAGAGGACGAGACUGAGGACAGCGCCAUGUCCCCCAUCCCCGUGGGGCCGCCGUCCCCCUUCCCCACCAGCGAGGACUUCACCCCCAAGGAGGGCUCGCCCUACGAGGCCCCUGUCUACAUCCCCGAGGACAUUCCCAUCCCGCCAGACUUUGAGCUCCGAGAGUCCUCCAUCCCUGGGGCCGGCCUGGGGAUCUGGGCCAAGAAGAAGAUGGAAAUCGGGGAGAGGUUCGGCCCGUACACGGCGGCACCCCGGGCCACGCUGAAGGAGGCAGACUUUGGAUGGGAGCAGAUGCUGACGGAUACAGACGUGCCAUCGCAGGAGGGCUGCAUCCAAAAGAUCUCCGAAGACCUGAGCAGUGAGAAGUUCUGCAUGGAUGCCAGUUUGGCGGGGGCCGGCAGCUGGCUCAAGUACAUCCGUGUGGCGUGCUCCUGCGACAACCAGAACCUCACCAUGUGUCAGAUCAACGAGCAGAUUUAUUAUAAAGUCAUCAAGGACAUUGAGCCGGGAGAAGAGCUUCUGGUGCAUGUGAAGGAAGGCGCCUACUCCCUGGGGACAGUGCCCCCCAGUCUGGAUGAGGAGCCCACGUUCCGCUGUGAUGUGUGUGACGAGCUCUUCCAGUCCAAGCUGGACCUACGACGCCACAAGAAGUACACGUGCAGCUCGGUGGGGGCCGUGCUCUAUGAAGGCCUGGGUGCAGAGCUCAAGGCAGAGGGCCUGGGCCGCGGGAGCAGUGACGGGCAGGCUCAUGAGUGCAAGGACUGCGAGCGGAUGUUCCCCAACAAGUACAGCCUGGAGCAGCACAUGGUCGUCCACACAGAGGAGCGGGAGUACAAGUGCGACCAGUGUCCCAAAGCCUUCAACUGGAAGUCCAACCUCAUCCGCCACCAGAUGUCCCACGACAGUGGCAAGCGCUUCGAAUGUGAAAACUGCGUGAAGGUGUUCACGGACCCCAGCAACCUGCAAAGGCACAUCCGCUCCCAGCACGUGGGUGCCCGGGCGCACGCCUGUCCCGACUGCGGGAAGACCUUCGCCACCUCCUCGGGGCUGAAACAGCACAAGCACAUUCACAGCACCGUCAAGCCCUUCAUAUGUGAGGUCUGCCACAAGUCCUACACGCAGUUCUCCAACCUGUGCCGGCACAAGCGCAUGCACGCCGACUGCCGCACGCAGAUCAAGUGCAAGGACUGCGGGCAGAUGUUCAGUACUACCUCCUCCCUUAACAAGCACCGGCGUUUCUGCGAGGGCAAGAACCAUUACACGCCGGGUGGCAUCUUCGCCCCGGGCCUGCCCCUGACCCCCGGCACCCUGAUGGACAAGGCGAAGCCCCCCACCAGCCUCAACCACAGCCUGGGCUUCAAUGAGUACUUCCCCUCCAGGCCUCACCCCGGGAGCCUGCCCUUCUCCACGGCGCCCCCCACAUUCCCCACGCUCACCCCGGGCUUCCCGGGCAUCUUCCCCCCAUCCCUGUACCCCCGACCACCUUUGCUACCUCCCACGCCGCUGCUCAAGAGCCCCCUGAACCACACCCAGGACGCCAAGCUCCCCAGCCCCCUGGGGAACCCGGCCCUGCCCCUCGUCUCCGCCGUCAGCAACAGCGGCCAGGGCACCUCAGUGGCCUCGGGGCCCGAGGAGAAGUUCGAGAGCCCCCUGGAGGCCUCAUACACCGGGAAGCUCAAGACCCGGAGCAGCGAUGUGUCGGACGUCAGCGACUUCGAGGACAUCAACACCACGACGGGAACGGAUCUGGACACCACCACGGGGACAGGCUCGGACCUGGACAGUGAAGCGGACAGCGAUCGCGAGAGGGCCAAGGACAAGAGCGGAGCAGCCGAGGGCAAGCCCGCGUUCGGGGGUGGCGUGGCACCCCCAGGGACCCUGCACGGCGCCGGCGAGGUGCCCUUCUUAUACCCCCAGCACUUCUUCCCGCCGCCCGAUGAGCAGCUGCUGACAGCAUCGGGCGCCGCGGGCGACUCCAUCAAGGCCAUCGCCUCCAUCGCGGAGAAGUACUUCGGCCCCGGCUUCAUGGGCAUGCAGGAGAAGAAGCUGGGCUCCCUGCCCUACCACUCCGUGCUCCCCUUCCAGCUCCUGCCCAACUUCCCCCACUCCCUGUACCCCUUCGCGGACCGCACCCUCGCCCACAGCUUGCUGGUCAAGGCCGAGCCAAAGUCGCCCAGGGACGCCCUCAAGGUGGGCGGCCCCAGUGCCGAGUCCCCUUUCGACCUCACCACCAAACCCAAAGAGGCCAAGCCCGUCCCGCCUAAGGUCCCCCUGGCCCCAGUGCCCGGCGAGGAGCAGCCACUGGACCUGAGCAUUGGCAGCCGUGCCCGAGCCAGCCAGAAUGGAGGGGGCCGGGAGCCCCGCAGAAACCACGUUUACGGGGAGCGCAAGCUGGUGGCCGGCGAGGGGCUGCCAAAGGCAUGUCCCGCACAGCUGCCGCCGCAGCCUGCCCUGCACUACGCCAAGCCGUCGCCCUUUUUCAUGGACCCCAUCUACAGCAGGGUGGAGAAGCAGAAGGUGACGGACCCUGUGGGCGUCCUGAAGGACAAGUACCUGCGGCCAUCCCCACUGCUCUUCCACCCCCAGAUGUCAGCCAUCGAGACGAUGACGGAGAAGCUGGAGAGCUUUGCAGCCAUGAAGGCAGACCCGGGCGGCUCCCUGCAGCCCCUCCCCCACCACCCCUUCAGCUUCCGGUCUCCGCCGCCGACGCUGUCCGACCCCAUCCUCAGGAAGGGCAAGGAGCGGUACACAUGCAGGUACUGUGGCAAGAUCUUCCCCCGAUCGGCAAAUCUCACAAGACACCUGAGGACGCACACUGGGGAGCAGCCCUACAGGUGUAAGUACUGCGACCGCUCCUUCAGCAUCUCCUCCAACCUCCAGCGGCACGUCCGGAACAUUCAUAAUAAAGAGAAGCCCUUCAAGUGCCACCUGUGCAACCGGUGCUUCGGGCAGCAGACCAACCUCGACAGGCACCUGAAGAAGCACGAGCACGAGCACGUACCAGUGAGCCAGCACUCCGGGGUCCUCACGAACCACAUGGGGACCAGCGCCUCCUCCCCAACCUCCGAGUCAGACAACCACGCACUUUUAGACGAGAAGGAAGACUCCUACUUUUCGGAAAUCAGAAAUUUUAUUGCCAACAGUGAGAUGAGCCAAGCUUCAGUGCGAACAGAAAAACGGCCGGAAGUCCAGGACCUGGACAGCCACUCACAGUGUCCAGGCCUCCCCAGCAGGAAGCCGGAGGACGCGGAGGAGGACGAGGAGGACGAGCUGGACGAGGAGGAGGACAGCCUGGCCGGGAAGUCCCCGGACGGCGCUGUGUCCCCUGCGCCCGAGCCUCAGGGCACGUACGAGGACGAGGACGAGGAGCCACCUGCCGCCCUGGCCCUGGGCUUCGACCGCACCCGGAGGUGUGUUGAGGAGCAGCCAGGCGGUCUGGUGGCUUUGGAGCCGAUGCCGACUUUUGGGAAGGGGCUGGAUCUCCGCAGAGCAGCUGAGGAAGCAUUUGAAGUUAAAGAUGUCCUUAAUUCCACCUUAGAUUCUGAGACUUUAAAACAGACACUGUACAGGCAGGCUAAGAACCAGGCAUAUGCAAUGAUGCUGUCCCUUUCCGAGGACACGCCCCUCCACACCUCCUCCCAGAGCCCUCUGGAUGCCUGGUACAUCACAGGAGCCACGCCGGAGUCCGGAGCCUUUAACCCAAUCAGCCACCUCUGACUGGCCCAGGCGGGGCUGAGGUCAGAGUCCCAUCUGGGCAACUGCAAGCUGCCGAUGUCCCAACAGAUAUCCCCGCCACGGAAGGUGGAGGCGAGGCCCUCGGGGGGCACGGCGUGGCCCGGAGCCACAGAGACCCUGUCCCCUGCUUUUGACCACUCCUCAGCUCCUGCCCCAGGCCAUGGUUCAACUCUAACUCUUCCGGUGAAAACUGAGAACCCAGAGUCCCUAAAGCAGUUGAAGACGCUCAGAUCGCUAAGAGUGGAUCUUGAGAAGAGGGUUCAGGAGCGGUUCCGCUCCCGGCCAUCAGGCACCACUCGUGGGAGCCGCCUCGGGAAAUCGACCUGGCAGCAAAGGCACGAAUCUAUGCCAAACGGGAGCCAGCGGGCCACGCGUGGGCACCUGAGAGCGUGGUGUCUCGGGAAGGGAGCGGACAGACGGGUGUGCGCGGAGGAGGGAGAUCGGCUAGGCAAUUUUUAUAAUGAAAAUUAUAAGAAUAACCCUUUUGGUAAUCUUAUUGACGACAGAGUCUAUUUAAGCAUGUGGUUUUAAAAAUGGACAGUAUUUUUUAAAAAAUCAAAAAAUGACUCACAAAUUGUUUUUUAAAAGUAAUUUUGCAUUGCUUUGAAAUCUCAGCUUAUUCGCAAACCGGAGCCUGCCUGGCAACAGGCGCUGUGCUUGGGUGUGUUCUUUAUACUGUAGAUAAUGGAGAAAUUUUCUAUUCCUGACCGUAUUUGUAAAGCCAAGGUCACCCUGGGUGCCCCUGGGUCAGAACCAAGGGGCACGGGGCCCAUACCUGUGGGCAGUUUCCAACGUGCCGAGGGAUUGGAGGAAUACUUAGAUUCGGUGUCCUGGGCUGGCCUGAGGCUGGGACUGGGAGGUGUGCCUGUCAUUGUGUGACGUGAUUCAUGCCCGUGGACCCCACCGAGACCCCCCAAUUGUAUGGGGCAGGUUGGAGCUGGGGAGGUGGGCAGCACCUGGUGCUCCUGCCCAUGAGGUCUGCGUCUUGCCACCCCCACGCCAGCCAACUCCUCUGUUCAGAAGGAGGGCUUGCUGGCCACCUUGGGACCUCCAGACCCCACCCGCACCCACCCCCGACGGACAAGGGGAAGGAAGCGGGCAUGCCCCGUGGCCACCGUGGAGUGCAGUCCGCCACCACCCGCUCCAGGCCGCGGAGCUCUGCACAUGCCUAACACCCCCGAUCCAGGACACAGAUACCACUUCCACUCCUUGCUCCGGGAUUUGGCGGGCGGGACCCGGCUCCCGGACGGAGGGCUUCCAGACGGGACCAGCUGCAAGGAGCAAGGACAGCCCAGCCCGUCGGGGACAGCGCCUCCCGGGGGACUUCACUCAGACGGACGGGCUUUAAAUUAUUCCCAUAGGGGCCAAUUUUAAAUAAUUUUUUUCCCUGAUGGAAUUUACCUUAAUCUGUAUAUAACUUGUAAUUUUUCUAAUUCAUUUCUUUUCUUAUUUUAUUUCUUCCCUAACAGUAUUUUUGGCAUUAGACUUUCUUAUUAUGAGGAAAUAAUGUUAAUAUAAGUAUCUAGUGAAGGACCAAAACCGUGAGACAGGUUGUGUGUUGUGUGAUUGAUAACCAGGAAGUGGGGUGAUUUUUAAUGUGCCAAAUACUCCUGCACCCCUCCAAUCGUGCUGUCACUGCUGCCGUUUCCCAGACAAUCAUGUGUUUUUGUUAAAUUUGAGUUUUCAGUUGCAUUUGCAUUUAAGUCAAGUGUUCUAUUUAUUCUUUUAUUGUUUGGAAGAAAAAAGGAAAGUCGUGUCCCAGCGAGGAGGGGAAAACGUCACCCCAGUUGCCCUUAAAAAAUAAAGUGCGACAUGAGCAGCUCUGGUGUGGCCGCCCUGUGGCCCGAGUGUCCGGCGGCCGUGUCCUCUGAGGUCCCUGAUGCCGCCGCAGCUCCACGGACCCCAGGGAGAGGGCUGUACUCCUGAUGAAGCCCACCUGAGAUGAGGCGGCGGGCACCCUGGGCGGGUGCAAGGGCCACUUACGCAUGCAUGCGGGGUGGCAGGGAGAAGCUGGGUGCCGCUGGCCAUGGCCCUGUGGACGAGGAUUUGCAAGCACAGCCCUCCCACCCCUUCUCGAUCAUCUGCCUCCCCUGGGCAACCGCUGUGUGUGCAUGGAUGCCCAAUUUGCCCUUAAUCUAGAUGGGACCCUCUGAAAAGUCAACCUCACGUACAAACUCCCCAUCUCUGUAAACCCAAAUUAUAUGACUGUUCUGCUAAAGAA
Manis javanica (Malayan pangolin) is the source of this 6639-nucleotide messenger RNA. RefSeq names its product PR/SET domain 16 (gene PRDM16). The record is from RefSeq and is a predicted model, not a curated record. NCBI's taxonomy places the organism in Eukaryota, Metazoa, Chordata, Mammalia, Pholidota, Manidae. Gene Ontology annotation, molecular function: protein binding; histone H3K9 methyltransferase activity. Gene Ontology annotation, cellular component: nucleus. Gene Ontology annotation, biological process: regulation of gene expression.